AUGACGUCUGAUGGCAUCGCUGCCUGUCACAAACCGAAUCAUCGAGCGCAACUUUCAAGGACGUGGACUGGCUCAGACACUCAUGAAGCCCCAUCGCUAUUCCGGCGGUACGACGCUGACGGGACUGGAGAAGUUGACAAAGACAAGCUCGUAAAGGUCCUCGAACUGCUGGACGUUUGCACAACGAUUGCGCAGAAGGCUGUAGACUCCUGUGAGAAGACAGCUGGCAAGGUUCGCUAUCAGGACUUCUUCGACUGGGUAAUGCACCCAGCUGCCCCACCAGCAUCAGUGCGCACGAUCGUCGUGCUUUCGGGGCCACCUGCAAGCGGGAAGAGCACGGUGUCGGCAAAGCUUGCAGAACACCUCGGCAUCCCCAAGCUCACAAUACGUGAUUUAUUGCGAGCGGCGAUAGCUUUGGGUUCGGCUUUAGGGCGCCAAGUGGAAGGCAUCAUCAAAAGAGGCGGGGUGGUGCCAGAUCCAUUGCUAAUGCAACUGAUCCAGGGCCGCGUCCGUUGCCGAGACUGCAACUUGGGCUAUGUUCUCGACGGCUUCCCUGAGACUUAUAGCCAAGCUAAGCUUCUGGAUGCCUUAUUCGCAGACUCGGGGGAUGCAGUGAUGGCUGCCAUCAUCUUGGAUGUUGAUGCGGACAAGCUGCAUGCCCGAAGAGCAGGGUGUUGGUAUCACAGGGCAUCCGGACGUUCCUACCACACCGCUUGGAUGCCACCUCGAAGUUUAGUGCCAGGCGAAGAUCCAUGUGAAGCGAACAUGCUGGAUGACGUUACAGGAGAGCCGCUGACAGCUGAAGGAUCGGGCCUUGACGAACAGGAGCUGGCGCAACGGGGGCAGGAAGUGGCAGAAAUGUCGCUGCAUUACGGCAACCGCGUGCGGCGGGUAUUGGCCAAUGGAGCACCAGAUGAAGUAUGGAAGGCUUUGCAGGGCGUCUUGAGCCACUUCAAGCCACAGCUUUCCUGA
Molecule: messenger RNA, 972 nt
Organism: Symbiodinium sp. CCMP2592
Lineage: Eukaryota; Dinophyceae; Suessiales; Symbiodiniaceae
Source: the annotation of a GenBank genome assembly